This is a messenger RNA of Pochonia chlamydosporia 170, 1602 nucleotides long. RefSeq names its product MFS transporter. The transcript has a single exon. The record is from RefSeq and is a predicted model, not a curated record. NCBI's taxonomy places the organism in Eukaryota, Fungi, Ascomycota, Sordariomycetes, Hypocreales, Clavicipitaceae. Gene Ontology annotation, biological process: transmembrane transport. Gene Ontology annotation, molecular function: transmembrane transporter activity. The coding region runs from base 1 to 1602 and encodes 533 amino acids.
AUGGCAACAGCCGCCCUCCAUCCGGAGGUCGUGCCAGGCACAGUUCACCUCGUUGAUCUUCGUGAUGCACCGGCCGGGGGAGCUGGAACAGUCGAGCUUGUUCCAAAGCCAAGCGACAAUCCGGAAGACCCUCUCAAUUGGAGCCGAGCUCGCAAGUACAAGGCCGUGGCGAUGGUGCUUGUCUACACGCUCGGUGUCGGUAUUCCCACAACACUACAGUACUCUGUUCUGUCCGAUAUCACCGCAGAUACAGGCAUUUCCACCGCAGCGCUCGUUCAGGGAACUGGUGUGAUGUUCCUAUUCCUCGGAUGGGGUUGUCUGUUAACACAACCCAUUGCGAUGACUUACGGUCGUCGUGGCAUGUAUCUGGCGUCUGUUCUGGCAACAGUUCCUCUGAUGGUUUGGACCGCAUACUCCCGAUCCGCCGGAGAGUGGUAUGCACAUCGCAUUCUCCUCGGUCUAUUUGCGUCGCCAAUUGAAGCCCUACCCGAAGUCAGUAUCCCUGACAUCUUUUUCGCUCACGAGAGAGGGUCUUGGAUGAGCUUGUACGUCUUCACGUUAUUCGGAUCCAACUUCCUGGCCCCGAUCUUAGCUGGCUUCUUUGCUGAGGCAUAUGGCUGGCGCUGGACAAUGCACUUUGGCGCCAUUAUUGCCGCUGCAGCCUUUGUCAUAUUAUUCUUUUUCAUGGAGGAGACUAUGUACUUCCGUCAAACGCUCGAAGGACUGGAGAACCUGGAUGACACAGAAAACAAAGCGACAGACAAAAAUAAUGGAGAGGAGACGGUUGUCUCGUCAACUAGCCAGACCUCUGAGAAGUAUGACCAUAAGAACUACGGAGAGAAACUCAAGCCGUUCACCAGGAUGGAAGGACGCCCUCCUAAGAAGCAGAUGUUCUUGUCCAUGAUUCUGCCUUUGUCUAUCAUUGUUCAGUUUCCCAAUAUUGCCUGGGCCGGAUUCAUUUAUGGCAUUAACCUAUCCUGGUACAACGUUCUGAACGCUACUACGAGCCCUAUCCUUAGCACUUCGCCAUACAACUGGUCCACGAGCGGAGUCGGCCUUAUCUACAUCGGACCCAUCAUAGGUGCAGCUUUCGGCAGUCUAUGGUCUGGUGUGAUCGCUGACCGCUUGACCUUGAUGCUAGCUCGACGAAACAAAGGUGUACGUGAGCCGGAACAGAGACUCUGGCCUCUUGCACUAUCUGCCGUCCUGUCUUGCGUUGGUCUUAUUGUCUGGGGCGUUGGCGCUCAACAUGAUGUACACUGGGCUGGUUUAGCCAUCGGACUAGGCAUUCUGACGUUUAGUUGUGUCACUGGCGGUUCCAUUGCCCUUUCAUACAAUGUCGACUGCUUCAAGGACAUUAGCGGCGAAUCAACGACUGCUGUUAUUAUUAUCCGCAAUACUCUAGGAUUUGCAAUCUCCUACGGCAUUACGCCUUGGUACACUAAUAUGGGUCUUCAAAACUGCUUUAUUACGGCUGGAUUCCUGUCUCUUGGAUGCACUAGCUCCUUUUUGUUGAUGAUCUGGAAGGGGAAGUCUCUUCGUCGACAUUCCGCUCAAAGAUAUUGGCAAUAUGCUGGAAAGACUUUCAACACUGUCGAAUGA